AUGGCCUCGUCCGCAAAAUCAAGAUUUGAUCUCAUCCGCGAAAAUCUCGGCGAGAUUCUCAACCCGGAGCUGAUUGAGAAUGUCCUCGCGGAGGGACGCAACCCCCGCGUGUACUGGGGUACUGCUACAACUGGCCGACCUCACUCCGGAUAUUUUGUCGCCGCACUUAAAAUCGCCCAGCUCCUCGCCGCAGAUUGCGAGGUGGUCAUCCUGCUGGCCGACGUGCACGCCUUCCUGGAUUCUAUGAAAGCGCCACUGGAACUGGUCGAGAACCGCGUCAAAUACUACCAGAAGAUUAUCACGGCCAUCCUCGAGGCUGUCGGCGUGUCGACCGAGAAGCUGGAGUUCGUGCUCGGCAGCUCCUACCAGCGAAACCCCGACUAUGUGAUGGAUGUCUACCGACUCGCGGCUUUGACCUCGGAGCAUGAUUGCAGGAAGGCCGGUGCGGAGAUUGUGAAGCAAUCUAACAAUGCGCCCAUGAGUGGCCUUCUCUAUCCCAUUCUUCAGGUUCUUGACGAGGAGUACCUCAAGGUCGAUGCUGAAUUGGGCGGUCUCGACCAGCGCAAGCUCUUCGUGGCAGCAACAGAGUGGCUACCUAAACUCGGAUACCAAAAGCGCGCUCAUCUUAUUACGCCGAUGGUAGCAGGCUUGAGUGGGGGCAAAAUGAGUUCUAGUAUUGAAGAUAGCAAGAUCGAUCUCCUUGAUCCGCCCGAGGCAGUCUCUAGAAAGAUCCGAAAAUCGGAAGCGGCCCCGCGGAUCGUCGAGAACAAUGGCAUCAUUGCCAUGGUGGAAUUUGUCCUCCUCCCCGCCGCCGCUCUUGCGGGCAAGCGGGAAUUCCGCGUCGAACGCCGCGAUAACGAACCCUUGGUCUACACCGACAUCCAACAACUCAAAGACGACUACACAAACGACAUUUUAACUCCCCAACUCCUCAAGCCUGCAGCCGCAGAGGCUCUGACCCGUCUCAUGGCACCCAUCCACAACGCCUACCAGGCCUCGUCGGAAUGGCAGGAGAUUACCCUUAAGGCGUACCCGCCCCCGGCUGUGCAGAAGAAGCAGAAGAAACCCAAAGAUAAGGGCUCUCGCUACCCCGGUGCUAACAAAGAACAAGAGAUUCCGGAGCGGCCCAAGGCUUAG
Penicillium alfredii is the source of this 1137-nucleotide messenger RNA. Its product is annotated as tyrosine--tRNA ligase TYS1. The transcript has 6 exons. NCBI's taxonomy places the organism in Eukaryota, Fungi, Ascomycota, Eurotiomycetes, Eurotiales, Aspergillaceae. Gene Ontology annotation, molecular function: ATP binding; tyrosine-tRNA ligase activity. Bases 1 to 1137 code for a protein of 378 amino acids. Gene Ontology annotation, biological process: tyrosyl-tRNA aminoacylation. The record is from RefSeq and is a predicted model, not a curated record.